Messenger RNA from Brassica rapa (field mustard), 6034 nucleotides. RefSeq names its product lipase. Lineage: Eukaryota; Viridiplantae; Streptophyta; Magnoliopsida; Brassicales; Brassicaceae. The record is from RefSeq and is a predicted model, not a curated record.
UUGAACGAAUUAAAUACUACUUUUAUUUUCCGUGUUAUUAUUGCGAAUAUUGAGUUCUUUAUAAAAGAACCCACAAGCCAUGUGCAUUAGUUCCUCAAUAAAUUCCACAUUAUACAGAACAAAACCUUCUCUAGCGCCAACAGAGUCCAAAGUUAUACUUAACCUCCACAUGAGGCUACCUUCUUUUCUAUUAAAAGCUUGUUCACAUUCUCUACAUCAAACGCAUAGACACACCAAAAUGUUAUGACUGGUGAUGAUUAAUUUAUUUUCAAAUCAUAAAACUUUUACGAUUCAUAAAAAUAAAUAAACAACAUUUGGUGACUAAAUAUAGCGUUUGAUGAUUUUUUUUAUAGGACCAGUUUUUAAGUCAGAUAAUCGAUUUAAUACGAUUCUAAAUUUAAACCAUAUUUUAACAUGUUUUGGAUGGACUAACUAUUUACAUGCUAAGCUAUAAUACAAAUGAAAACUUAUAAUCCCAAAAACCUAAUUUACAGUAUGCAUGAUUGUUUCAUAAUGUUACUCAUUUCCCUACAUAAAACUUGUGGAUAUGGGGGAUCAAAUGUGAAACUUUUCUCAUCCAUAGGAUUUGAUUUCUUAUUUUAGAAAGCUAUAGUAAACUAAAUUACCGCUUAAACAGAUGAUACGUUAUAUAAUUAACCGGAUAAGGUUACACACUUACACAUCAAAGCAGAAGAAGCAGUUGGGAAAUUAUUAACCAACCUUCCAGCGCCGAUCCAGCGAACUUCGCCGUUUGUCUUAACCAAUCACAAUUCACCAAUAUAAUAAUUAUAACAAUUAAAGCUGAGAAUUUAUUUUUUAUUAUAUAUUUUUCUCAAAAAAAUAUAGUGGUACAAUAUUGCAGAGGUCAAGACUCAUACAGAUGGCGCGCUUGACCUAAAAGAAUUGUAAAUUUGAAAAAGAAAAAUCAUAUUGUUCUUUGGUCAAUAAAUCAUAUUUUAUUGUCUUGUAAUGAAAAUAAAUAGUUGUUUGGUGAGAGGUGGGCAGAUACAAGUGGAUGACGAAGAAUUUUCCAGAAAAAAAAUUGUUCAAUAAGAGAGAGACGACGCCACUUUCUCGGGAAUAUUCAAAGUUUUCUCAUUUGAUUUCUGGGUCCAAAGAAUCAUUCUUUCAAUGUUCUUUUGAAGAAAGCUCACGAGGGUCUCUGUUUUUUAUUCGUGUCUUGAGAGAAGAAGAUGAUGAAGUUGUGGAUGGUGACUUCUCUUGAACUCGCUGAGCUCUUCGUGAGCGCUAUGGUGCAUUUGCUUUACGCGUUCUAUAUAUUCAGCACCGCCGUCGCUGGAGAUAUAUCUAAGAACGUUAAUGAAUACUUUUUCAAGUCAAAUGUGGAUGUCAACGACUACGAUCAAAGUCAAAGCAAUGUCGAAGGUCUGCCUCCUAUUGUGUUGGUUCAUGGGAUCUUUGGUUUUGGCAAAGGGAGAUUAGGAGGCUUAUCAUACUUUGCUGGUGCUGAGAAGAAAGAUGAGAGGGUUCUUGUUCCUGAUUUGGGAUCCUUAACAAGCAUCUAUGAUAGGGCAAGGGAGUUAUUCUAUUACCUAAAAGGAGGACGAGUUGAUUUUGGAGAAGAGCAUAGUGAAGCUUGUGGACAUUCUCGGUUUGGUAGAGACUAUGGACAAGGGCAAUACCCUGAAUGGGAUGAGGAUCAUCCUAUUCAUUUCGUGGGGCAUUCAGCUGGUGCGCAAGUUGUACGCGUGUUGCAGCAAAUGCUUGCAGAUAAGGCGUUUGAAGGGUUUGAAGAAACUAAUGAGAAUUGGGUUCUGAGUGUGACAUCAUUGUCCGGAGCAUUCAAUGGUACUACCAGGACUUACUUAGAUGGCAUGAGGACAGAAGAUGGAAUAAGCAUGAAACCAAUAUCUCUCUUGCAGCUAUGUCGUAUAGGCGUGAUAAUGUACGAUUGGUUGGACAUCUCAUGGUUAAAGACUUACUACAGUUUCGGGUUCGAUCACUUCAACAUGUCUUGGAAGAAAACCGGCUUGAGAGGUCUAGUUGAUUGCCUUGUGGGAAACACAGGUCCUUUUGCUACUGGUGAUUGGAUCUUACCUGAUCUGACGAUCCAAGGCUCCACAAGUCUCAACUCCAAUCUCCAGACGUUCCCAAACACUUACUACUUCAGCUACGCGACUAAACGCACACGCAGAAUCAUGGGCAUGACUAUUCCUUCAGGUGUUCUUGGCAUCCACCCUAUGCUCUUCCUCCGCGUCUUUCAGAUGAGCCAAUGGAGGUUCCCGCAAGAUGUUUCUCCUCCCUAUAAAGGCUACAGGGAUGAGGAGUGGCAAGAGAACGACGGGGCAAUGAACACAAUAUCAAUGACGCAUCCGAGGCUACCGGUGGAGCAUCCAAGCCGGUUCAUAAGGAGCGACUCUGAGUGCCAAACGUUACAACCUGGAAUAUGGUAUUAUAAGAUAGUGGAAGCAGAUCACAUAACGUUCAUAGUGAAUAGAGAGAGAGCUGGAGUGCAGUUUGAUCUAAUAUACGACAGUAUCUUCCAACGUUGCAGGAAACAUGUUUUUAGAAAGAUUCCUCAGACUCUUCCUAAUCAAUCUCCGCGUGCUCCUCGCUCUCCUCGUUGAUAGCCUAAAAACAGUAGCUUUGACUACAUUGACGUUGAGCCUUGAUUCUUUAGCAAUUCAUUAAUAUAGGAUAUAUAUCCAUUUUUCUUAUUCUCUUGUUUUUCUAUACUAGUGUAAACAUCUGCAUUUCAUUUAAAAUUUAUAAAUGAAUCAGAUUAUUUUCUAUCUGUCUUUUAUUCGUGUCAAAUGAUGAUAAUCUACUGUAUAAAGUCUAUGGUUAGGAAUUCAAAAUGCGUUUACUAUAAACUCUCCUUUUAUAUUAUUUAAUAACCCGCGUGAGUUCUUAUAAUAAUGUUUGUUUAUGAAAUGAUUUUAACAUUUUGCAAUACUAUAAUUUUUAUCGAUUAUAAAAUGAUGAAUACAAAUGUUGGUCUGUUAAAUAUAUCAUUGUUGUUUAAGAGUUAACGUAUUACAUCUCAUUUUAAAUAUUCUUAAGACUUCAUAUACACAAAAGGAAAAAAGGUUUGCGCUGACACAAAUCACCAAAACCAAAUAUCAUCAAUUCUUUUCACAAUUCUUAAUUUAUGAUUAUCGAAGUAUCAAUGAUAUCACAUUUUAAUUGUUUGAUUUGAGCUUCUAUAUUUUUUCAAUGUGUACCAAAUAUUUAUAGUUAGUUAAUUAUUCUAUAUUUAGAAAAACAUAAAUACCAAAUAUAUUUUGAGCACAAGAACACAUGUAUUCAAAAAUCAUCAAAUUUUACAAUAUGAAAACAUAAUUUUUUAAUAAAUAUUUCACUAUGCGCAAGGCGCAAGUAUUUUCCUGGUAAAUGAAGUAAAUGCAUAGACUGGCAAGUCAAAUUUGUUUUGCUUGAGUAGCAAAACCGCGAAUAAACUAAAUUAUAAUACUAUAUCCACAUACAUUCCGCUGAAAUUUAUGAGUAACUUCAAAAAAAUACUUGUUGAUUGAAUAUAUACUUUCAUCAUCGAUUCUAUUAAAAUAGCAACAUAAUCUAUUGAUAUAGGUGUGGUCCAACUAUUUUAAUACAAUUAUUAAAAUCUCUUAUUAAUCAUUUAAUAGAAAUAUUAUACAGAAAAACACAAAUAUGACCUAAAAACAUAAAUAUAAAAAUUAAAUUUUUAAAAAAAUGUAAAACAAAAAAAUAUACCCUUUCUUAAAACAAAAUCUAGUGGAAGCUUAACCUUGAAGAGCAGAAGCUAUGGAACCAUAGGCAGGCUCAGUACUUCAAAAGGAGGUUUGUUCAUAACCUCUUUCACUGUCAAUCCACACGAGUCCGUGAUCCAUAAAUAGCUCAGACCUUCUGUGGGAUCACCUGCAAACCAGAAAAGACAAAUACAAAGGUUUUUUCUGUAAUGACUCGGUUUAGAUUGAAUCAUAACAACAUUUGUCUAAUGGUUGUAAACUUUGUUGUCAAAUCUUGAAACGUUUCCAUGAACUCUUGGGGGGGGAAUAUGCCGUGUGUUACACAUUCGCUUAUUCCCGGUGCUCCGUGUGCAGCUAAGACUUUCCGAAGGGGCACAAGAACGAGUGGUGAGUUAUGAACGAAGUGAGAAUUAGAGUUAUACUUUUUGAUAAGGUGAAUCUGAGUAGAGAACCUGGCAUUCGUGCCACCCGACUGAACCAAAUCAUCGACGUGCCUUCCUUGAGCAAACAAUCUGAAUGACAAAGGGGACUACUGGCUAACCAUCGGUUAGAGUUUAAUUCGUACGUAACUCCAAGCUCAAGGCCCAAAAUGAUAAGCCCAAACAAUCGAGCUUUAAAACUUUCAACAAUAACUUUUUUGAUCAAAAACUGCUGCAUGCGCUCAUCUGAUAUAUUUUUUUAUAAAAAUUCUCAUUGAAUUAAUUUUAUUUUUUGAUUGACAGUAGAAAAUAAAUAAAUAAAUUUCAAUCAUAUAUUAUAAAUUUUGGGAUAAACAGAAAGUUUUUUCAUUUGGAUAUCUACUAAAUUAGGUACCUAUACCUACUUUAAAGUUACAUAAUGGGUUUUUUUUUAAUUCAGAUUUUUCGAAUGCAUUUAUCUAAAUAGGAAUUGUCUUGGCUGAAAUAUACAUGCAUGACAAAAAACAUGGAAGCAUACAAGGAAUGCACAAUUGCUUAAAAUAAACAACAAAAGAAUAUGUUUUUGAAUAUGGUUUCGUCCAAAAAUAUUUAUAUUAAACACAAAAGAUACAAAGUUGGAUAAAAAUAACGUUCUAGCCACAUCUCAUCUUCUUACAAUUCUGUUUCAUCUUCUUACAAAGCAGGUAACUGCAAAAGGCUGCCCAAUUAUUUUAAUGAAUUUGUCUGCACUUUAGCCACAUCUCCAAAGCCCAAUUGCAUGUUAAUGAAGUUUAUGAGAUGGAUUUUCUUACAUAAUGAAACUAUGCAUUCUCUAAAUAGCAAUUGUUAAUUUGGUAAAAUAUACAUGCAUAACAAAAACAAAAUUAUGGAAUCAUACUAGGAACGCACAAUUGCUUAAAUAAAACAACAACGUACGACCAUUGGUCAUUUCACAAACUGUUUUUGUUCUUCUAAAGAAUAUUUAUUUUAAACCUAAAAAAGAUAUAAAAGUAUAACCCAAAGUCGGAUAAAAAUCUAACGUUUUAGCAAAACUUUUGAGUAUGGUUAUGACUUAAUUGAAGUACCAAUAAAACUCGAUUUAAAUGAUUGCAUGUGACCAAAAGAUGCGGAACCAACCAUUUUGCUCUGUAUAUGAUCCAUUUACUAAACUUUCAGAAUGGCUACACUUGCAUUUUACAAAUUAUACAACAUGCCUUUACUUUAUUUUCUUUCAGAAAAUAACACAAAAAAGGAACAACUGUCAUUUCAAACAAACAUGAGAAUCUAGCAACUUUAUUUUUCCACGAGUGCGAUGAUGCAGCACCAAACUUUUAACGGCUUAAACCGAAUCCUUUCUUUGACAAAAAGGGAAGAAAGUGGGAAAAUUUGAAUUGGACUAUGACUUGGACCAAACAUAUAAAGAUACCACAUCAUUAUCCAAUAGUCAUCAUCACCUCCACCUUUAAAUAAUUAAAUCACCAUCCGAGUAUGUGCACGUAUCUAUAUAUAGUAGCCCUUGAAGAUAGAGAUUUCACCCACUAAUCUUAAAAAUAUAAAAACCUCCAUAAAGAAAAUCCUCAAGGGAAUGAGAAACAUUUUCUUAGCCGGAGAGGCACCGCCGGAUAAGAUGCGGAAGAAGCUAUUCAAGGAGGAGACAGAGGGACCUCAGUUUGAAACACUUCCACAACAGUUUGUUUAGCUUUGGCCAUGAGAAGCAAGGAGACAACAAAGAAGAAGUGUGUCUUAUUAUGGUAAUGGCAAAAACGGCAAGUCAUAUAUCGGCAUCAGGCUCGUGUGUUUCGAGUUCUAUUUUGAUUUAAUAUCGGUUGUAAUAUAGAUCUUGAGUUUUUUCUUGGUUUAGUUUCUACCGUAUGAAAUCAUCUUUGAUACUACUUUGUACCAGUAAGAAAUAUUAUUGUGAUAUAGAUCGUCUUGUGUGUGUGUUUC